Molecule: messenger RNA, 1586 nt
Organism: Jatropha curcas
Lineage: Eukaryota; Viridiplantae; Streptophyta; Magnoliopsida; Malpighiales; Euphorbiaceae
Product: squamosa promoter-binding-like protein 9
Cellular component (GO): nucleus
Molecular function (GO): DNA binding
Source: RefSeq, a predicted model, not a curated record
UUCACUAUUAUUUUCGAUAGACGCAGAGAAAGAAAGAAGAGAGAAAGAGAAAGAGCCAAAGAGGGGUGUCUCUUGGUCAGUCAGUGUACUAUGCUAUACCCUCGCUGGCAUGGGCCAGUGUCAGUAUAGAGUCUUCGCCAGCGACCAGAAAAACUACCAUGAAUGAACUGUAAGAGCCACUUAUGGAAAUGGGUUCGGGUUCUUUUACCGAGUCAGGUGAUUCUAGCCCCUCUUCUCCACCCGUUGAGUGCAUAAAUGGGUUAAAAUUUGGAAAAAAGAUCUAUUUUGAGAAUGCAGGAACUGGGGCUGGGGCUCCGGUUAAGUCUACAACCGGGUCUUCUUCAUCUGGUUCUGGAGCCUCGGCCAGGAAAGUUCAUGGUGGCCAGCAGCAACCACCUAGGUGCCAAGUUGAAGGGUGUAAAGUGGAUCUGAGUGAUGCUAAGGCUUAUUAUUCUAGGCAUAAAGUUUGUGGCAUGCACUCCAAGUCUCCUAAGGUCAUUGUUGCUGGUUUAGAGCAAAGGUUUUGCCAGCAGUGCAGUAGAUUUCAUCAACUUCCUGAAUUUGACCAAGGAAAACGAAGUUGCCGCAGACGCCUAGCUGGCCAUAAUGAGCGGCGGAGGAAACCGCCACCUGGAUCAGUGUUGUCUUCUCGCUAUAACCGUCUCUCUUCAACACUUUAUGAUAGCAGCAACAGAGGUGGAGGCUUUCUUGUGGACUUCAGUGCUUACUCAAGGCUUAGUGGAAGGGAUGCAUGGCCAACUGGAAGAUCAUCAGAGCGUUCGCCUGUAAAUCAAACUGCAUCGACAGGAAGGUCUAUUCCUCAUCCAUGGCAGAAUAGUUCUCAGAAUCCUCCAUCCAAUCUCUAUCUACAAGGAUCAGCAGCUUGUGGAGCUGGUUUUUCCAGUUCUGGAAUUCCUUCGGGAGAAUGCUUCACAGGAGUUGGCAUUGCUGACUCAAGCUGUGCUCUCUCUCUUCUGUCAAAUCAACCAUGGGGCUCAAGAAAUCAAGAACCAGGACUUGGUGUGAAUACCCAAGGAGCACCCAUGGCUCAAUCAACAGCUCCUCAUGGUGCAGCUGUGAAUCAAUAUUCGAACCCGUCUUGGGGUUUCAAGGGCAGUGAAGCUAGUAGCAGUUCGCACGAGAUGUGCCCUGAUCUUGGUCUGGGUCAAAUUUCACAGCCUUUGAACAGUCAUUUCUCAGGUGAGCUUGAGCUGUCUCAACAGAAUAGGAGGCAGUAUAUGGAACUUGACCACUCCAGGGCAUUUGACUCUUCUACUCAUCACAUACACUGGUCGCUCUAAGCGGCCCACUAUGUGGAAUCUAAACUUUGCGCAGGUGACCUUAUGCGUGUAUUUUUAUGUUGGGGCAUAAACCUUAUCUACUUUUUUUGGCACUUGGUGUUUAUUUGCAUAAAAUUGCAAGACUGUUGCUAAUGUGCACCUAUGUCUCUUAAAAUCUUAAUAACAGUGGCAAUGGCUCUGGUACAUUGGGCUUAUUAAGAUCGACUUUACCUGUGAACUGGAAUAUUAAUAUUAUUAUUGUUGUUAUUAUUAUGACUGAAACAAGGAGAUAUGUUUGACUGAUUA